This is a messenger RNA of Octodon degus (degu), 1261 nucleotides long. It is a transcript of the gene Hsd17b10, whose product is annotated as hydroxysteroid 17-beta dehydrogenase 10. The coding region runs from base 71 to 856 and encodes 261 amino acids. Gene Ontology annotation, molecular function: estradiol 17-beta-dehydrogenase [NAD(P)+] activity. The transcript is spliced from 6 exons. The record is from RefSeq and is a predicted model, not a curated record. Lineage: Eukaryota; Metazoa; Chordata; Mammalia; Rodentia; Octodontidae. Gene Ontology annotation, cellular component: mitochondrion. Gene Ontology annotation, biological process: estrogen metabolic process; fatty acid metabolic process; androgen metabolic process.
CCGCCUUGGCGAAUCAGUGACGCCUGUGAUAAAAGGUGCCAAAGCCCUCCAGCGGUAAGAGUUGUACAAGAUGGCUGCUUCCUGUAGGAGCGUGAAGGGCCUCGUUGCAGUAAUAACUGGAGGAGCCUCAGGCCUCGGCUUGGCUACAGCAGAGCGACUGGUGGGGCAAGGGGCUAGUGCUGUGCUUCUGGACUUGCCCAAGUCUGAUGGAGAGGCCCAGGCCAAGAAGUUAGGAAAGAGCUGUGUGUUUGCCCCAGCUGACGUGACAUCUGAGAAGGACAUACAGACAGCCCUGACUCUAGCAAAGGAAAAUUUUGGCCACGUGGAUGUGGCUGUCAACUGUGCAGGUAUUGCAGUGGCCAGUAAGACAUACCACUUAAAGAAGAAGCAGCCCCACAGCUUGGAGGACUUCCAGCGAAUUAUCAAUGUGAAUCUCUUAGGCACCUUCAAUGUGAUCCGCCUGGUUGCUGGUGAGAUGUGCCAGAAUGAACCAGACCAGGGAGGCCAACGUGGGGUUAUCAUCAAUACUGCCAGUGUGGCUGCCUUUGAUGGCCAGGUUGGACAAGCUGCAUACUCUGCAUCUAAGGGAGGCAUAGUGGGCAUGACACUGCCCAUUGCUCGGGAUCUGGCUCCCAUAGGCAUUCGGGUGAUGACCAUUGCUCCAGGCCUGUUUGGCACCCCACUGCUGACCAGCCUCCCAGAAAAGGUGCGUAACUUCUUGGCCAGCCAGGUACCUUUCCCCACUCGACUUGGAGACCCUGCUGAGUAUGCUCAUCUGGUACAGACCAUAAUCGAGAACCCAUUCCUCAAUGGCGAGGUCAUCCGGCUGGAUGGGGCCAUCCGCAUGCAGCCUUGAAAGGAGAAGGCAGGGAAAACACAGGCUCUUGGGCCUUACCUUCCUCUGAGGAAGCCCAAUAGCCAUUUGUAACCACCUACCAAUUGCCUCUGUGACUAAUAAAGUCUCCAAAGGAAUAUGGGCAGUGCUGUGUACUGGAGUAGCUGGCAUGGGGAAGAAAAGUGAAGGCUCCAACAGUGUUGGAUGCCCAAAGCACCAGGGUAGCAUGGGAAAGGCAGUACAUCACACUUUUGUGUCCUGUUACACACGACUUUGACUUCAGUGAAUAACUUUAUUGUCUUGGAUAAAAGAUGGGGGUAUCAGCUUAGCUCUCCCAUUAGGGAAUGGAUUCAAGGUAGGGCUAUGCAGCAUUUUUCUGAUUGUUAACCAUCUGUGAGCUUAAUAAAAAGAGAUGACCUUCUCGAG